CCUCGGCUCUCGCAGGCGAUCCCGGCCGGCGGCGCGGCCCGUCGGCGCUGCAGCCCAUGGAGCUCGAGAACAUCGUAGCGAACACGGUGCUACUCAAGGCCCGGGAAGGUGGCGGCGGGAAUCGCAAAGGCAAAAGCAAGAAAUGGCGUCAAAUGCUGCAGUUCCCCCACAUCAGCCAAUGUGAAGAGCUGCGACUCAGCCUUGAGCGCGACUACCACAGCCUGUGUGAGCGGCAGCCCAUCGGGCGCCUGCUGUUCCGGGAGUUCUGCGCCACGAGGCCUGAGCUGACCCGCUGCACGGCCUUCCUGGAUGGGGUGGCUGAGUACGAAGUGACCCCUGAUGAGAAGCGGAAGGCAUGUGGGCGGCGGCUAAUGCAGAAUUUUCUGAGCCCCACGGGUCCUGACCUCAUCCCCGAGGUCCCCAGGCAGCUGGUAACUAGUUGCGCCCAGCGGCUGGAGCAGGGACCCUGCAAAGACCUUUUCCAGGAACUGACCCGGCUGACCCAUGAGUAUCUGAGUAUGGCCCCUUUUGCUGACUACCUCGACAGCAUCUACUUUAACCGUUUUCUGCAGUGGAAGUGGCUGGAAAGGCAGCCAGUGACCAAAAACACCUUCAGGCAGUACAGAGUCCUGGGCAAAGGUGGCUUUGGGGAGGUAUGUGCCUGCCAGGUGCGGGCAACAGGCAAGAUGUAUGCCUGCAAGAAACUGGAGAAGAAACGGGUCAAGAAGCGGAAAGGGGAGGCCAUGGCGCUCAACGAGAAGCAGAUCCUGGAGAAAGUGAACAGUAGGUUUGUAGUGAGCUUAGCCUACGCCUAUGAGACCAAGGAUGCACUGUGCCUGGUGCUGACGCUGAUGAACGGGGGUGACCUCAAGUUCCACAUCUACCACAUGGGCCAGGCUGGCUUUCCCGAAGCACGCGCUGUCUUUUAUGCUGCCGAGAUUUGCUGUGGCCUGGAGGACCUGCACCGGGAGCGGAUUGUGUACAGAGACCUGAAGCCAGAGAAUAUCCUACUGGAUGACCACGGCCACAUCCGAAUCUCUGACCUGGGACUGGCUGUGCAUGUGCCUGAGGGCCAGACCAUCAAAGGUCGUGUGGGCACCGUGGGCUACAUGGCUCCGGAAGUGGUGAAGAACGAGCGGUACAUGUUCAGCCCUGACUGGUGGGCAUUAGGCUGCCUCCUGUACGAGAUGAUUGCAGGCCAGUCGCCCUUCCAGCAGAGGAAGAAGAAGAUCAAGCGAGAGGAGGUGGAGCGGCUGGUGAAGGAGGUGCCAGAGGAAUAUUCCGAGCGCUUUUCCCCACAGGCUCGCUCCCUCUGCUCUCAGCUCCUCAGCAAGGAUCCCACUGAGCGCCUGGGGUGUCGUGGGGGUGGUGCCCAAGAGGUGAAGGAGCACCCCCUUUUCAAGAAAUUGAAUUUCAAGCGGCUGGGAGCUGGCAUGUUGGAGCCACCCUUUAAACCGGAUCCCCAGGCUAUUUACUGCAAAGAUGUUCUGGACAUUGAACAGUUCUCCACAGUUAAGGGCGUGGAGUUGGAGCCCACCGACCAGGACUUCUACCAGAAGUUUGCCACAGGCAGUGUGCCCAUCCCCUGGCAGAACGAGAUGGUGGAGACUGAGUGCUUCCAGGAGCUGAAUGUCUUUGGGCUGGAUGGCUCAGUCCCUCCAGACCUGGACUGGAAGGGACAGCCGCCUGCACCCCCCAAGAAGGGACUGCUACAAAGGCUCUUCAGUCGCCAGGAUUGCUGUGGGAACUGCAGCGACAGUGAGGAAGAGCUCCCCACCCGCCUCUAGCCCCCAAGCUGAGGCCUCCACCAGCGGUUGGCGGUAGCAGUUACUCCCCGUGCUGUUUACAGUUUUGCACAGUGGUCUUCCCCAUUGUCCACUCAAGUCGUGGCCUGGGGAACACAGCCGGAACUGUCCCCAGUGUCUGCUGUCCCUCAGCCCCUGGCCCAGCUGAGCUUGCUUGGCAAGGCCUGGGUUGUCCCUGGGACAAAGGUGCGUCCCUUUAGCUCUCCUAUGUGGAGCUCUGGGAUUUCUGUAUUUAUGUAUUUGUACGAAUGUAUAUAGCAAUCAGAGCGUUCUUAAUUCCACCCUAGACCUGUCGCCCCAGCCUCAGUUCCCCGGGGCAGCCAACCCUGGCUCAGAAAGCCAGGCACUGGCAGAGGAGCCAUUGCCAAGCUGGAGGCUUCUUAGGCUCAGCCCAGGUGAGCAGAGGGCUGGGUCAGGGGAGAGCCCCAGCAAUGCACUGGCCCUCCAUCAACCUCCAAGUGACACUUGUGACUGCCCUUGCUGUCAUGGACUCAGGCCAUCACCUUCUGGUUGCUCAAUGCUGUCAUUCCUUCUCUGCAUGAGUCAGAGCUGGAGUUGGGGUGUCUGCAUCCCUAGGGCCUGUGUCAUAGCAUGACCACAGACUGGACCGGGACCCAUCAGACCACUGCCCAAGCUGUCUGAGACAGUCUCCUUCUGCGUUCAGGCUCCCAGGGCACUGUGUGCUUUAUGCUAGGCCUUGUCCUGAAGACACCUCCUUCAGAAAUGCCCAGCUCGUCCCAUAGCAAGGGUUGGGUGUCUCCCUGGUCAUCCUCCAACAUUCCAAAUCCUUCAUAGCAGUAGACACGUGCCCAGCAAUAAUCCACCCAUCCCUGUGUGCCUGUGGGGUGUGUAUGUGUGAGUGUGUGUGAAGGGGACUGGGGUAAGGCUGUGCCCAUGCCCCAGACCCUAGCCCUGGCCCUUCCAACUGUGAUGCCGUUCUGAUGCCAAUGUUAGGACAGCAUGGGAUUAUAGGGCCUUGGUUUUUCCAUAUUUAAAGCCAAUUUUUAUUACUCAUUUUGUUCAAUGUAAGCUGCCACGUGUCUCUAUGUGAAUACAGUCUGAGCACAAAUCUA
Molecule: messenger RNA, 2878 nt
Organism: Jaculus jaculus (lesser Egyptian jerboa)
Lineage: Eukaryota; Metazoa; Chordata; Mammalia; Rodentia; Dipodidae
Gene: Grk6
Product: G protein-coupled receptor kinase 6
Exons: 16
Coding region: 57-1787 (576 amino acids)
Biological process (GO): regulation of signal transduction; signal transduction; protein phosphorylation
Cellular component (GO): cytoplasm; plasma membrane
Molecular function (GO): ATP binding; G protein-coupled receptor kinase activity
Source: RefSeq, a predicted model, not a curated record